AUGCCGUCACGAAGCAGCUUUCCCACGGUAACUGGGUUACGUUUGACUGUUUUCGCCUUGGAGCAUCGCGACGAGCGUGCAUCCAUCCGUCACAUCGAUGAGGAGAUAGCGGCAGCAUGGUUCGCUUCAAGGUCAGGCCCAAGCUUGCAGUGGCAUCGGGAGACAAAAGGAGGCGAGGGCGAGAUGCAGGAGCGGAUGAGGAGCGAGAGCAGCGUACAUCCUACCCUCACUUCCUCUUUUGAUGCUAGCUCAACACCUUGUCACACCCAAUUGAUCGCUCUUCUUGCCUGCUUUGCCACGACCGGCGACAUGCGGGCGACGGAAAAUUGUGCAGAGGCAGCCAAGGGCUUGUCGGCGUGUAUGGCCAGCGGAGCAGGGGGAGGCAGGAAAGGAGCCAGAGGAUCCAUCAACCACCUUUUGGGCAGAUUAAAAUGA
This is a messenger RNA of Dioszegia hungarica, 435 nucleotides long. RefSeq lists its product as uncharacterized. Lineage: Eukaryota; Fungi; Basidiomycota; Tremellomycetes; Tremellales; Bulleribasidiaceae. The transcript is spliced from 4 exons. The record is from RefSeq and is a predicted model, not a curated record. The coding region runs from base 1 to 435 and encodes 144 amino acids.